Exophiala bonariae is the source of this 1605-nucleotide messenger RNA. RefSeq lists its product as uncharacterized. The transcript has a single exon. The record is from RefSeq and is a predicted model, not a curated record. The coding region runs from base 1 to 1605 and encodes 534 amino acids. Gene Ontology annotation, biological process: inner mitochondrial membrane organization. Lineage: Eukaryota; Fungi; Ascomycota; Eurotiomycetes; Chaetothyriales; Herpotrichiellaceae. Gene Ontology annotation, cellular component: mitochondrial inner membrane.
AUGCAGCAGACUCCCUUGCGGCUUUCCCACACUUUAUGGUCCGCAUUUCGAUCAGCAAAGCCCACCUCCAGACAGCUUCCACGCCCUGUCCAGUUCAGGGCGCCCACAGUCCCUCUACAGAGAUGGACUGCUCAGCAGCCCAGUAUUUUGAUUCAAGCGCGCUUUUACAGCGGUAGCAAAAGCGAAAUCGACCGAAAGGCAGAGGAAGCAAAGUCCAGAAUUGAUGAGAGCCUCGAUGCGAGGGCAGAUGCAGCGGGACAACCUGAGGACAAGUUGAAGGAUGCUCGACAUGAGACGAUUGUCCAUACCAUACCAGAGUCCUCCUCAAUAGUCUAUACUUCGGAUGAGGGCAACCAUGGGGCUGAUCACAAUCAUCGUCCGCCCUCAUCACCAGCUCCCCACCCCAAACAAUCACCUUCACCCAAAGACAAAUCCCUCCCCUCAGAUUUCUCACAAAGAUAUUCCCAGGUCCGCAAGCAAUUCACCCACUUCAUGGACAACUUCCAGACACACGUCUUCACCGCCUCACAACGUCUCAAUGACCUAACCGGCUACAGUGGAAUCGAAGCUCUGAAGAAAGAGAUCGAACAACUCGAAACAGAAGUCCAGAUCUCUCGAAAAGCCGUGAAAGACACAAGGAACAAAUACUCUGAAGCGAUUACCACGCGGAGCACGACACAGAGAGAAGUCAACGACCUCUUACACAGAAAGCACACCUGGUCCCCAACCGACAUCGAGCGCUUCACAAGUUUAUACCGUAGUGACCACGCGAACGAACAAGCCGAAGCCGCUUGCCAGAAAGAAGUCGCCGACGCGGAAGCGCGCUACGAAGAAUCAUCUACCAAGCUCGCCAAAUCCAUCCUGGCCCGCUACCACGAAGAGCAGAUCUGGAGCGACAAGAUCCGUCAGAUGUCGACGUGGGGCACCUGGGGCCUGAUGGGGAUCAACGUGCUCUUGUUCGUUGUCUUCCAGAUUGCCGUCGAACCCUGGCGGCGCCGGAGGCUUGUGAAGGGCUUCGAGGAGAAAGUCGAGAUUGCGCUGAAGGAGCGUGAUGACGAGUUAUUUAAUGUCGCUACUGCUGCGGUCAGAGCAUCGACUCCGGCCGUUCAGCCAAAUCAGUCAUCUCAGGCAGCGUUGGCCGACCUAUCACCAGGAGGGAAAAUUGAGGCCGUAGCGGAUAAUAUCGCUGAGCAGAUCGUCGAUGCCAUUUCUGGGACGAGCGACAUCGAUACAGCUGAGACUGCCCAGGCUAGUGCCCCCGUCGCGACGAGCACAAUGGAAGCAGCAGCCGAAACAGUGAUAACGCUCGACCUGGCCGAGGAAGCCCUCGCCUCAGACACACCAACCUCCCCCAUUACCAACGAACCCACACCCAUACCUAUAGACGCCUCGUCUUCCCCAGAGAUUGAAUUCCCGUCAACCUCCCCGCGCUGGACAGCACCCACCUCCCCACUCGCACCCACAGAAGACUGGCUCCGCACCCGCCUCAGCGCCGACCACCACGUCCUCAUCACGCAACGGCAGCUCACGACCGUGGCGAUCGAGGGCGUCGCAGCCGGCAUCGCCGUGAUGGGUUUGUUGUUCGCCCUGUUGCGGCCGCGAUAG